AUGCUCAAAGUGACAUUCUCCAUCAUUUCCUGUUACCUCAACGCAUUUGUGGCAGUUUUCUCGAAUUCCAUUUUAAUUUUCCUGAUUAUUACUAAAACACCUAGAAGUAUGGGCAACUAUAGGUUUUUGAUGCUCAUUUUUUCGAUUUUUGGAAUUAUUUUUGCAUUUAUCGAUGGUACAAACCAACCUAUGCUCCAUUUUUACAAUGGUGCAUAUGUAAUUUUCAGUAGAAAUGUGCUAGGGCUCCCUAGACAAAUAUCUUUUUGGUAUAUCGCUUUAAACUGUGCCUGCUACGGUAUGAUUAUGCUUCUGCUAGUUUAUCACUUUUUAUACCGAUUCCUGGCAGUUUGCCAUCCAACGCGGCUGAAAAUAUUUUCCUAUCCCUAUUUCUCAAUUUUAGUGUUAAUUUUCAUACUUAUAAGUGCUGGCUGGCUCAUCUUAGCAAUACACGUGGCGGGUGAAAAUCCAGUUGUCGACGAGCAUAUCAGAGAUACAAUGCUGAUUAAUUUUGACCUAACUAGAUUUGAUUACACCUAUGCUUCAUCAUUGUUUUAUAGAAAAAACCCUGUAACAAAGGAGGAAUACGCUAGCAUCCCGGAUUUUUUAUUUUUGCUCAACCUCGGCUUGAUUAUUGGGACAGGCUUCUCUAUUGUCAUAUACUGUUGGUUCAAGCUCCGGAAAGAGCUGCUCAAUUCUGCCGGCCAAAUCCAAAAUCUGUCACAAAGAACAUUGGAUAUGCAACGUCAACUCUUCCGAUCUCUAGUCGCCCAAACACUAUUCCCAGUGUUCCUAAUGUUCAUCCCGGCUGGAAUUCUAUUAUGUUUCCCGAUUUUCAAGACAAAUAUGGGACCAAUUGAAAUAAUCAUCCUGCCCCUUAUCACUACACAACCAUUUAUGGAUGCCCUAGUGCCAAUGUACUUUAUUAAGAUUUAUCGAAUGGCGAUUUUGAAGUUUUUCUGUAGAUCAAAGUAUGAUACUCGAGUACAUGGUGUCUUGAGUCUUGCUAUGGACAAUUCUGGGACUAGAGGAAAUUCUACAAAGAAUGUUUCAUUGAAAAUAUGA
Messenger RNA from Caenorhabditis elegans, 1062 nucleotides. RefSeq names its product Serpentine receptor class r-10 (gene str-93). Gene Ontology annotation, biological process: detection of chemical stimulus involved in sensory perception of smell. Lineage: Eukaryota; Metazoa; Nematoda; Chromadorea; Rhabditida; Rhabditidae. The transcript is spliced from 5 exons. Bases 1 to 1062 code for a protein of 353 amino acids. Gene Ontology annotation, cellular component: ciliary membrane. The record is from RefSeq and is marked reviewed.